Folsomia candida is the source of this 2919-nucleotide messenger RNA. It is a transcript of the gene mal, whose product is annotated as molybdenum cofactor sulfurase 3. Bases 33 to 2894 code for a protein of 953 amino acids. The record is from RefSeq and is a predicted model, not a curated record. Gene Ontology annotation, biological process: Mo-molybdopterin cofactor biosynthetic process. Lineage: Eukaryota; Metazoa; Arthropoda; Collembola; Entomobryomorpha; Isotomidae. Gene Ontology annotation, molecular function: molybdenum cofactor sulfurtransferase activity; pyridoxal phosphate binding; molybdenum ion binding. The transcript has 18 exons.
UUUCUCGGAAACUUUGUAUUGUCAAGAAAAUAAUGGGGCGCAGGAAAGAUGAGGACUUAUUGUGUCCUCGUCUUAAGAAUAAUAAUGAUAAUAAUGAUUUCAAUUUGGGACACCACUCUUACGAAGAGGUUUUGACUCAGGGACAGAUUUUGCAGCUGAAGGAUGAAUUUUCCCGUCUGAAAGAGUCCUGUUACCUGGAUCAUGCCGGGGCAACGUUGUAUUCCAAGUCUCAAUUGGAAUCGGCUAUGACGGAGCUACAGGAAAAUUUAUUCAGCAAUCCUCACUCGAGAAAUCCAUCAAGUUCGAUUACGACAGAUGCGACGGAUCAUGUUCGGCAAAGAGUUUUGGCACAUUUUGGAACCAAUGAUGACGAAUACUCUGUAAUUUUUACGUCGGGUGCAACCUCAGGGCUGAAAUUGUUGGCGGAAUCAUUUUCCUUUAAUGAAGAAGGAAUAUUCGCUUACCUGGAGGAAAAUCACACCUCAGUUGUUGGGAUGCGAGAAUACCUCCUGAAAAAUAGGAAUGGUCCGACGCACAAAAACUCAUCAACUUCAAGUGUCUCCUGUGAAGACUCUUCAACUUCCAAUAAUGGAAAUGGUCACGUUUACUGCGUGUCGAAAUAUGCGAUGGAACAAAUAAUGAUGAACUCACCGGUACCUCAUUAUCAUGCUGCGGAGGUGGAUGCGAGUGGCGUCUCGAAGAAUUCUACGAGUUCGCCAUCAAAUGGUCUCAUGACAGAAAAUGCAAAUGCAUUAUGUGCUAUCCCUGCGCAAUGCAACUUUUCUGGGUACAAGUACCCACUGGAAUGGAUUUCAAAAAUUCAAAGUGGUCAAUUGAACAGCAUCUCGGAAUCGGGCGACUUUUACAUUCAGAACAAGACUUUCAAGACAAAUCCAGUGAAAAUUGAUCGAUCAUUGAAAUGGUACGUCGUUUUGGAUGCGGCGAGUUACGUCGCGAGUAACAGAUUGAACUUAUCCGUGCACAAGCCAGAUUUUGUGACGAUUUCAUUCUACAAAAUGUUUGGGUGGCCAACAGGACUUGGUGCGUUGAUUGUGCGAAAUAGUAGUGGACAUAUCCUCGGGAAUAAGCAGUAUUUUGGUGGUGGAACUGUGAACAUUUCAAUUCCAUCGCUGCCGUAUCAUGUCAAGCGUUCCAAAUUACAUGAAAGAUUUGAAGAUGGGACAAUCUCUUUCCUCUCAAUUCUGGGUGUCAGACAUGGUUUAAACGCGUUGACAAAGUUUUUCCCUGAAAUGGAUUUAAUUCGGACAAGAACUUUUCGCCUAACCCAGUAUCUGUAUAAAAAUCUCCGCAACAUGACAUACGAAAAUGGACAACGUGUUGCCACAAUUUUCUCCGACACAGAAUACGACUCUGAAAAGACCCAAGGACCAGUAGUGACGUUUAACUUGUUGCGUCCAAAUGGAGAAAUUAUCGGAUAUUCGGAGAUGGAACAAAUCGCGUAUCUCCACAACGUGAAUCUUCGAUAUGGCUGCUUCUGCAAUCCAGGCGCUUGUCGAAGACAUCUUGGCCUCACUUCUCAACAAGUUUUAAAGCAUUACGAGUCCGGACAUGUGUGUGGCGAUGGAUUCGACAUCGUUGAUGGCAAUCCAACCGGAGCAAUUCGUGCCUCGAUAGGAUACAUGACCACCAAGGAAAAUAUUGACUUUCUUCUCUUAUUAAUCUACAACUGUUGGAUAAAACCGAGCAAUAUUAAUCAGAACUUAAUCAAAAAUCCCACUUUAUUACUACAAGCUAACCGAGAUUCCAACCAAAACGUGCAACAGAUGGAAAAUUCUCACACUUUGAAAAGUAAUAAACUGCUCCAAAUAUUCGUCUACCCUAUAAAAUCGUGCGCACCUUUCCAAGUGAAGAGCACUUGGACGAUAGGACCUCACGGAUUACUAUACGACCGCCAAUGGCUCAUUGUGAAUUCAAAUGGCGUCCCUCUAACAGCGAAGAGAGAGCCAAAAUUGUGUCUGAUUGAGCCCACAAUUGACAUAUCAAGUAGACAGCUUAUCCUCCAUUUUCAUGGAGACGACGAUAAAAAUAAUGCAGUUGUUCCAUUAGACAUUUCUUCCUUCUCUAAAAAUUAUUCGGUCGAAGCCUCCUUAUGCAAUUCCAAAGUUUGCGGCGAUUCUAUCGUUGGCCUAGAUUGUGGAGAAAGCGUGUCCACCUGGCUCUGUCGGGUCCUGGACAGAUCAAACCUUAAAUUGAUUCGCAUGUCGCCAGAUCAUCAUCGCAAACCAAGGAACUCGUUGGAGGAGAUUUCCUUGGCGAAUCAGAGCCAAUUUCUUCUCCUUUCAAUGCCCAGUCUCACACAAUUAGCGAGAGAGUUAAGGAGCAAUGGAGUCCUUUCAUCACUUAAUAUCCCGACCAGUCCCAGCCCCACCACUUACGAGGAGGAGAACGGUAGAGAAGAUCUCGAUGAGAAAAUAAAUCGCGAAAAUUGCAAUUAUCUAGAUGACGAUGCAAUCCUUCAGGCUGUCGUAGUUGAAAAUCUUAUCGGGAGAUUUAGAGGAAACUUGGUGAUUGGUGGGUCAGACUUGGAUCAUGCGGCGUAUGAGGAGGAAACGUGGAAAGGAAUUCGAAUCGGGGGGACCGAUUUCAAAUGCGGAGGACCUUGCAUGAGAUGCGCCACGAUUUGCAUGGAUCCUUUAACCGGAAAGAAAAGUGCGGAACCUUUUCUCACCCUGUCUCGUAUUCGAGGUGGACGACCAAACUUUGGCGUUCAUCUUUACGCAAGUAGACCUACUGACACUGAUUAUAAUUUUAUGGCGACUCGAACCCCGUUCCUUAAGACUCUGCGAAUUGGAAGUCAUUAUGAAGUUGUGGACAAUGCAGAAGAACAGAACUGUGUGAAAGAUAAACUCGAAGCGCUUCGAAAUAUAGAUUAAAAUUUAUUUUAUUAGUCGUCUCAUU